CCCCCCCACGAAAAAAAGAGGAAAAAGUAACCCUCUUUCUGGUUAGGUUUUGAUCUUGAAGGAAGGGAAGGAGAGAGAGAGGGAGAGAGAGAGAGAGAGUGUGAGGAAGGAGAGAGAGAGAGGGGAAAGAGAGAGGAACAUUUAUUAAAGGAUAACAGCGUUGUUGGAGGGCGAAACAAUUAAUAUAUACAUAUAUAUAUACACACACUGUAUAUAUAUCUGUAUAUAUAUAUCUAUAUAUAUAUCUAUAUCUAUCAUCGACCCAAGUCCACAGCCAGGAUAGGAUGUCUCGCCGAAAACAAGCCAAGCCACGGUCCCUGAAAGUAGAAGAAAAUGAGACGGAGGAACUGCAUCCUACUGCGGGGCAGACAGGCACUCAGAGCGAUGGGGCUGACGGAGAUGAUGACCCUUCGUGUUCGUGGCCGGCCUCCUCCCCCUCCAGCAAGGACCAGGCCUCACCCAGCCCCGGGGAGGGCUGUGAGGAGGAAGGCUCCGUGGGCCUGCCUUACCCCUGCCAGUUCUGCGACAAGUCCUUCAGCCGGCUGAGCUACCUGAAGCACCACGAGCAGAGCCACGGGGACAAGCUGCCUUUCCGCUGCACCUUCUGCAGCCGCCUGUUCAAGCACAAGCGCAGCCGCGACCGGCACGUCAAACUGCACACGGGCGACAAGAAGUACCACUGUAGCGAGUGUGACGCCGCCUUCUCCCGCAGCGACCACCUCAAGAUCCACCUCAAGACCCACGCCUCCAGCAAGCCCUACAAGUGCGCCGUGUGUCGGCGCGGCUUCCUGUCCUCCAGCUCGCUCCACGGCCACAUGCAGGUCCACGAGAAGGGCAAGGAGGGCGGUCGGGGGGCGGACGGCAGCUGGAAGCCAUCCGGCGACGAGGCCCGCAAGUGCAGCCAGUGCGAGGAGGGCUUCGACCUGCCCGAGGAGCUCCAGAGGCACAUCGCCGAGUGUCACCCCGAGUGCUCCCCCAGCGAGGACAGGGCGGCCCCCCAGUGCCUCUACUGCUCCGACCUGUUCCCCGACGAGACCGCGCUCCUGGGUCACCUGGACCAGGCCCACGGCCAGGAGAGGCCGAACCGCUGCAGCCUGUGCUCCAAGCGCUUCCUGUCAGCGGAGGAUCUUUACAACCACAUGGAUCUCAGCCACCAGCACCCGGAGCCCAGCAACCACAGCAACAGCCCCUCCAUGGUGACCGUAGGCUACACCUCCGUGUCCAGCACCACCCCUGACUCCAACCUCUCAGUGGACAGCUCCACCAAUGCCGCGCCUGAGGCGGCCUCACACCAGCUCAAGCCCCGGGGCAAGAGGCGGGCAGGCCAGCCCCCGCCCGAGCCCCCCGCCUCCAAGCUGCCCAAAGUCACCUACAGCUGCGUGUACUGCAACAAGCAGGUGUUCACCAGCCUGGCUGUGCUGCAGAUCCACCUGAAGACCAUGCACCUGGACAAGCCAGAGCAAGCGCACACCUGCCAGUUCUGCCUGCAGGUCCUGCCCUCGCUCUACAACCUGAACGAGCACCUGAGGCAGCUCCACGAGAGCCUGCACUCCCCACCGGUCUCGCUGGCACUGCCCCUGGCACUGCCCCUGGCCUUGCCAGGCCUGGGCUUCCAGUGCAACUUCUGCUCCGAGGCGCUGGGUGACCUCAACAGCCUCCAGGAGCACAUCCGUUGCUCGCACAGCUUCGGAGGGGGAGUGGCCACAAAGGACAGCAACGCCUUCUUCUGCCCGCACUGCCUGAUGGGUUUCCUGACCGAGGCCUCGCUGGAGGAGCACGUGCAGCAGGUUCACUGCGAGGGGCAUGGCGUGCGCUACGACUCGCCGCUGCUCGGAGCUCCAACCCCCCGCGAGCCCGUGCUGGAGGUCUACUCCUGCUCCUACUGCACCAACUCGCCCAUCUUCAGUACCAUGCUGAAGCUCAACAAGCACGUGAAGGAGAACCACAAGAACAUCCCGCUGGCGCUGGGCUACGGGGGCAACGGCAAGCGAUCGAGCGGCGACGCCAGCCCCCUCUCGCCGGGCAGCACGGAGCAUGGCUCCCUCAAGCUGACGCAUGGCGGGGGAGGAGGCUCCUCCUCCCAGGUGUCGGGUGAGCACCGCUGCAACCAGUGCACCUCCAGGUUCUCCUCCUUCGAGGUCCUCCAGGCACAUCUGCGGAGCCACCUGGACACUUUGCUGCUGGGACAAGCCUCCUGCCCGCAGUGCAGCAAGGAGUUCCCGUCGCAGGACUCCCUGCUCAAGCACGUGACGGUCCACUUCAUGAUCACCUCGACCUACUACAUCUGCGAGAGCUGCGACAAGCAGUUCACCUCGGUGGACGACCUGCAGAAGCACCUCCUGGACAUGCACACCUUCGUGUUCUUCCGCUGCACGCUGUGCCAGGAGGUGUUCGACUCCAAGGUGUCCAUCCAGCUGCACCUGGCGGUCAAGCACAGCCACGAGCGCAAGGCCUUCCGCUGCACCUCCUGCAACUGGGACUUCCGCAGCGAGGCCGAGCUGCAGCUGCACGUGCAGCGCAGUCACCUGGAGCGACGGGGCAAGGCUCACAAGUGCAUCUUCUGCGGGGAGGUGUUUGGCACCGAGGUGGAGCUCCAGUGUCACAUCACCACCCACAGCAAGAAGUACAACUGCAAGUUCUGCAGUAAGGCCUUCCACGCCGUCGGGCUGCUGGAGAAGCACCUGCGGGAGAAGCACUGUGUCUUCGAGGCGAAAGGGGCGGCGACGGCGGCGGCCUCGGCCGCCAACUGCGGCUCCAACGGGGCAGGCGAGCAGAAGGAGGAGGCGACGGCUGCCGCGGCGGUAACGGUGACGGCCACGGCUUCCGGGGCGUCCGAGCUCCACGGCAUCCUGGGCAACAGCCACAACCACCUGCACAACAGCCACGAUGGCAGUGAGGAGGAGGUCGACACCGGCACGGAGACCAUGUACGCCUGCGAUAUCUGCGGGGCGGCCUACACCAUGGAGUCUCUCCUGCAGAACCACCAGCUGAGGGACCACAACCUGCAGCCGGGAGAAAGCAACAGCCGUCGGAGGAAGGCCGAGCUGAUCAAGGGCAACUGCAAGUGCAACGUGUGCUCGCGCACCUUCUUCUCGGAGAGCGGGCUGCGCGAGCACAUGCAGACCCACCUGGGGCCGGUCAAGCACUACAUGUGCCCCAUCUGCGGCGAGCGCUUCCCCUCGCUGCUCACGCUGACCGAGCACAAGGUCACCCACAGCAAGAGCCUGGACACCGGCACCUGCCGUAUCUGCAAACUGCCCCUGCAGAGCGAGGAGGAGUUCCUGGAGCAUUGCCAGAUGCACCCGGACCUGCGAAACUCCUUGACCGGCUUCCGCUGCGUGGUGUGCAUGCAGACUGUCACCUCCACGCUGGAGCUCAAGAUCCACGGCACCUUCCACAUGCAGAAGACGGGCAACGGAGCCGCCGGCCCCCAGCCCAACGUCGCCUCCAACGCCAACGUCAACGUCAGCAUCCGCAACCAACACCCGGCACAGAAGCUGUACAAGUGCGCCUCCUGCCUCAAGGAGUUCCGUUCCAAGCAGGACCUGGUCAAGCUGGACAUCAACGGGCUGCCCUAUGGGCUGUGUGCCGGUUGUGUGAACGGCGGCAAGCACAACGCCAAUCCCGUCGCCAACGCCAUCCCCAACGUCAACGUUGCCAGCCUGAAUGGCAGCAGCAGGCAGGUCCUGAACCCCAGCCCGGCCGAAGCGAGAGGCAAGAGGCAAGAGGGAGGCAAAAUUAGGUGCUCGACCUGCAACGUCAAGUUCGAGUCGGAGAGCGAGCUCCAGAACCACGCGCAGACGGUACACACGGAGCUGCCCCCCGACACCAACAAUCACCUGAAAACACCCCAGGUCUCGCCCAUGCCCAAAGUCAGCCCCUCUCAGCUGGACGAGAAAACCUACCAGUGCAUCAAGUGCCAGAUGAUCUUUCAGUGUGAGUGGGACAUCCAGGUUCAUGUGGCGAACCACAUGAUCGGAGGGGACAGGCCGGGAAUGCUGCUACAGCGUGGUUUGGAAGGGGAAUCUCGAAGCCCAAGAGAAUAUAAAGAGGAAGGGCUGAAUCACGAGUGCAAGCUGUGUAACCAGACCUUCGAUUCGCCAGCCAAACUACAGUGCCACCUGAUAGAGCAUAGCUUCGAAGGCAUGGGAGGCACCUUCAAGUGCCCAGUCUGCUUCACAGUGUUUGUUCAAGCCAACAAGUUGCAGCAGCAUAUUUUCUCAGCCCAUGGCCAGGAGGACAAGAUCUACGACUGCUCACAGUGCCCCCAGAAGUUCUUCUUCCAGACAGAGUUGCAGAACCAUACAAUGACGCAGCACAGCAGUUAAUGCUGAAGAACAAGGUGCCAGACUGCUAGCUCGGGAAGGCGAAACUUCUAAAAAAAAAGUUUUAUCACCUCCUCACUCUCUGCACGGGAAUGAUUUCAGAGAUGGACAUUUUUUGGAAAAGCAUUGUAAUAUAAUAUAAAAAAAAACUUGCAUCAGUCAAAAACUAUUGAUUUUUUUUCAUGUGUUUGACACUUUAAGCCAACCUACAAGUUUUCUGUAUAUAUACAUAUAUAUGUAUAAUAUAUAUAUAUAAAAUGUUACACAUUGCAUUAUGUUACCGAUCUUUGUGCCAGAUAUGAAGCUGGUUCCCAACAAACAUGGACUGUAUUUUUUGUGGGCAUUUUAGUAAAACCAAUCCAUGGCCAUACAUGUGGUAUAUGUAAUGUAUAAUGAACAUCAAGCUUUUUUUUUCCUUUCUAGAUCCCAUCGGGAGCUCCUUGUGUUUAAACUUUUCUUUAACAAAUUCUAUACAGCCAACCCUCCAUUCGAUUAAGUCAUGCUUAUACAUAACUGUUAUUAGUGUUUGCUCUGAUGUCUGAACCUGGAUAUUACUGGAGUUACUGUUUUCGAGUAGGAGAGAAACCCAUGUAUCAAUGAGUGCUUUCGUUUUCUAUGGUUUCUGCUUCAGGAUUGAAGCAGCGAUCAUUGAGAAGCCCCCUUUUCUCUCCCCUCCACCACUGUCUAUCACCCCUGCUCUCCCACCACCCGUCAAGCGCUGGAGUGCAUGACCCCCUUCAAGACUACAGUGUGGGUGACACUUUAUUCUACUGUAAAAUAGGACGCGCAGGUUAGGGUUCAAAAAACGUGUUUUUUUUUAAAUAAAUAAAAGUCCUGUAAGAAUGAAAAGGGAGCCACGUUACAGAUCGUUGUGAAAUUUGUGGCAGAUUUUGAAACGUUCGCAGUGAGUGCCCACUGUUCAUGGAAAUGACUGAAAACCAAAGCACGCUAAUGAUAUUGUACACUGGGUACUUUGAUUUUUAAAAUUGACAUGGUACAGUAAGUCUUGUAGCAUCUGGGUUUGUCCUUUUAAAUAAACAAACGUUCAACAAUU
Messenger RNA from Callorhinchus milii (elephant shark), 5379 nucleotides. RefSeq names its product zinc finger protein 521 (gene znf521). Gene Ontology annotation, biological process: regulation of transcription by RNA polymerase II. Gene Ontology annotation, molecular function: chromatin insulator sequence binding; RNA polymerase II transcription regulatory region sequence-specific DNA binding; DNA-binding transcription factor activity, RNA polymerase II-specific. The record is from RefSeq and is a predicted model, not a curated record. NCBI's taxonomy places the organism in Eukaryota, Metazoa, Chordata, Chondrichthyes, Chimaeriformes, Callorhinchidae. The transcript has 8 exons. The coding region runs from base 285 to 4328 and encodes 1347 amino acids. Gene Ontology annotation, cellular component: chromosome; nucleus.